Molecule: messenger RNA, 986 nt
Organism: Pseudogymnoascus destructans
Lineage: Eukaryota; Fungi; Ascomycota; Leotiomycetes; Thelebolales; Thelebolaceae
Exons: 2
Coding region: 636-986 (116 amino acids)
Source: RefSeq, a predicted model, not a curated record
UGUUGUUUGCUUUGCAAUAUUCCUGAAACGCAGCUGAUUCGUGACUUUCAUGCCCAUCUAAAACCAACAUCCGAUAUGGUCCUUUUGCAUGACUGCAAGUAUGUUUAUCGAAGUGUUGAAGCCAUUCCAGACCUGUCUCGUUGUUGGUCCAUCCAUUGCUUGUUGGUUUAAUUACCCAAUUGUGAGGAAGGCCGCCUUCAGUAUACCAACUUGAAAGGUGACAUUUCCCUUGAACUACUAAAAACGGAGGGAUACUCCCGCCUUCAGCAUUCACACAAACAAUUGCUGUAGCCCAUUCCCGAUUGCCAGGCUGAACUGCCUUGCCUCUGCCACGUCGAUCGGCGCGCGUAACAACUAAAGCUGAGCUAAUAACGCCCAUCAUGAAGCCCGUCUCGUCAAAGUUGUAGAAAUCGCAGUCUUGGAUGCCGUACUUUGCUCUCAUGUUCUGCACAAGUUGAAACCACGCUCCAAUAAGCUCAGGAUCUUCGCACAAGGCUCUUUGAAAGUCAUAAACGCGAUUAAAACGCGUCUUUAACUCGGGGCGGCGUUGUAUAAAUCGAUAUGCCCACCGCGUCCCAACGCACAAUGUCGACGCCAAAGUAGCACACCAUGAGACCUACGCCGAUCUCCCUCCCAUGGACCCCGUUGCCUUGAAGAAACUCACGCGCAAAUGCAACUUCCACGUCGUCCCGCCGCUCUUCGUCCUGUUCCUCCUCGCCUCCCUCGACCGAACAAAUAUUGGGAAUGCGAAAAUCCAGGGCCUGCUUCGUGGCUUACAUUCUGUUCGAGGUACCGAGCAAUAUCCUGCUGAAGAAGAUUGCUCCGAGCACUUGGCUCUCGUCGAUUAUGUUUUUCUGGGGGAUUGCGACGAUGGGACAGGGGCUUAUCAAGGACUUUGGUGGGAUUGUUGGGAUGAGAUUGUUUUCCAUGAUUACGUCGACGGUUUUUUCUGGGAGAUAACCAUCCCUAGGUCGUGGGGGUUGUGA